AUGGACUCAAAAACCGCCCAGUCGGUAUUUGGAGCAGUCCCACAAUCAAAGAAAAGGACGUCAAAAGAAGGUACGCUCUUUUUUGUGCUCAAAACCGCAGUUUAUCGCAUUCAGAACUACCAGUCAACUACAAAAGCACCAAUGAAUCGUUAGUCAGGAAAAAUCUCAUGUAUAAAGUAGGUGGAGCUUUUCGUUGAUGUUUUUAUAUGGCGAAUUUUAGCAACAACUUGCUCAGUGUACAAAAAUGAUAGAGAAACUCCGCGACGAAAAUGUGGCACUGCGACAACGGUAUUUAGAAAACACUCAAGUCAUUUUUCAAAAAUAGAAUGACGAGUUUAGAAAUCAAGAGCUUGUCGAUGUGACGGACGACCAAAAGAUCGAAAUGAUUGUGGAACAAAGAGUUCAAAAUCGGUUGGCUCAUGCGGCAGUUCUCAAUCAGAAGCUCGUGCAGUUUCUGCAACAAACCGGACUGGAAAUGAACGGACUGUUCAAGGAUAUUGAAACGAAACCAAGCAAUCUGAACAAUCGGCGUCCGCCUAAACCGGAAAUAAACUUGGAUAGAGGUUAGAGGGCUCAGGGUGAUAUCAACGUUUGAGUUUUGAGUUUCAGUAGAAGAAUCUCCCAUUCGAAGAAUUGAAGAAAGCAUGGUAGACGAUAUGGAGAACGAUGAUCCUGUCGAAACGACGUCUUCACACUUAUCAUCCGCCCAAAACCUGGAGAACGGGACGCCCCGGAAAAGAAGUGAUGCGACGAGAGGGCGGAGGAGUGAGCUAUUCCAGAGCUUCAAUCGUAAGUUUAUAUUGUCUUUCCGUAUUACAUUCAAAGUUCAGCGUGUGCAGUUAACGAUAUGUAUUCCGGAGAUGCUAGUUCUUCUGGUGUCAGCUCAAAGCGUGUGCCUAUGUUGAUCGUCCCCUCUGCAACGCCUGGAAUCGCCCCGAAACGAACAGCCCCGCAAUCUGCCUCUAAAAACCGAGGUGCUUCAGUUGAGAAGUUUAAGAAGCCAUCAACUCCUGCUCGAAUUGCACGUCAAGAUGAAUCCGAACUUACAGAUACUGUAAGCCUUCAUUCCUUUCUCUUUUUGCUCAUCUCCCCAAGGUUAAGGUCCGUCGCCAACGUUCUGCCAAGAUGAACAUCAAAACUAUGAAAGAACCGAGUCUGAAUGCGAAACUGCGCCGUCCGGGAAAACACGACGAACCUAUGCCAUACAUCGACACUUUUUUCUAA
Caenorhabditis sp. 36 PRJEB53466 is the source of this 1224-nucleotide messenger RNA. NCBI's taxonomy places the organism in Eukaryota, Metazoa, Nematoda, Chromadorea, Rhabditida, Rhabditidae. The record is from the annotation of a GenBank genome assembly.